This is a messenger RNA of Carassius carassius (crucian carp), 669 nucleotides long. RefSeq names its product histone H1-like. Gene Ontology annotation, molecular function: protein heterodimerization activity; DNA binding; structural constituent of chromatin. NCBI's taxonomy places the organism in Eukaryota, Metazoa, Chordata, Actinopteri, Cypriniformes, Cyprinidae. The coding region runs from base 1 to 669 and encodes 222 amino acids. The transcript has 3 exons. Gene Ontology annotation, cellular component: nucleosome. The record is from RefSeq and is a predicted model, not a curated record. Gene Ontology annotation, biological process: nucleosome assembly.
AUGGCAGAAACUGCUCCAGCUGCAGCCGCCCCACCGGCCAAAGCGCCCAAGAAGAAGUCCGCCGCUAAAGCCAAGAAAGCAGGUCCAGCUGUCGGUGAUCUGAUCAUUAAAGCCGUGUCCGCAUCCAAGGAGAGGACCGGCGUGUCUCUCGCUGCUCUGAAGAAAGCUCUCGCUGCCGGCAGCUACGACGUGGAUAAGAAAAAUGUCUCAGUGAACUCCCACAUCAAGCUCGCCAUCAUCCUGCUGCAGGUCAAAGGAACCGGCGCCUCUGGAUCCUUCAAGAUCAGCAAGAAGCAGAACGAGACCAAGAAGAACCCGGCAAAGAAAGCGACUCCUAAAGCGAAGAAGCCCACGGCCAAGAAACCCGCUGCUGCCAAGAAGCCCAAGAGUGCAGCGGCAAAUAAGCCCGCUGCUAAGAUAUCACCCAAGAAGGCCAAGAAACUCGCCACAACUAAGAAGGCCACAAAGAGCCCCAAGAAGGCGAAGAAUCCCGCGGCGCCCAAGAAAGCAGCCAAGAGCCCCAAAAAAGACCAAGACCGUGAGUCCAGCGAGGCUUAUCUGGUCGGUCUGUUCGAGGACACCAAUCUGUGCGCCAUCCACGCUAAGAGAGUCACCAUCAUGCCCAAAGACAUCCAGCUGGCCCGCCGCAUCCGCGGAGAGCGCGCUUAA